GCCAUGAGAGGUCGCUGAGUAUUUCCUGUUCCGGGUUGUCACUUCCGUACUCCAGCAAGAUGGCGGGACGCGUGGUGCUGUCUGCAUGCCGUUCUACCGUGCUCAGCAGGGUCCCGGCUCACGGCCUGCGCAUUUCUCAGACAUGGCCAAGCCCCGCGGCCCGCUUCUGCCCACUGCUGUACAGGAAUUACGCCACGGAUGUCAAAAAGACCUACACCCGGGAGAAACCACACGUCAAUAUCGGCACCAUCGGGCACGUAGACCACGGCAAGACCACGCUCACUGCCGCUAUUACCAAAAUCCUGGCAGAGGCAGGCGGGGCGAGGUUUAAGAAAUAUGAAGAAAUUGACAACGCACCCGAAGAGAAGGCUCGCGGUAUCACCAUUAAUGCUUCACACGUAGAGUACACCACAGCCAACCGCCACUACGGGCACACUGACUGUCCCGGGCAUGCCGACUAUGUCAAGAAUAUGAUUACCGGGACAUCCCAGAUGGACGGCUGUAUCCUGGUGGUGGCAGCCACAGACGGGCAGAUGCCACAGACACGGGAACACUUGUUGCUGUCUAAACAGAUCGGGGUGCAGCACAUGGUGGUUUACAUUAACAAAGCAGACGCCGUCGAUGACAAGGAGAUGCUGGAUCUGGUGGAGCUGGAGAUCAGAGAGCUGCUGACAGAAUUCGGAUAUGAUGGAGAGAAUACGCCUGUGAUCAUCGGCUCUGCGCUGUGUGCUCUGGAGAACAAGAAUCCAGAGCUUGGGCUGAACUCCAUUAUGAAGCUCCUGGAUGCCGUGGACAGUUACAUUCCUAUCCCUACACGAGAGUUGGAUAAACCUUACCUGCUGCCGGUGGAGUCUGUCUAUUCCAUUCCAGGCCGAGGCACCGUGGUGACCGGAACUCUGGAACGGGGUACAAUUAAGAAGGGAGAUGAGUGUGAAUUUGUCGGCCGCAGCAAACACAUCAAAUCCGUGGUAACAGGUAUUGAGAUGUUCCACAAGAACCUGGACCGAGCAGAGGCCGGGGACAACCUUGGGGCUCUGGUCAGGGGGCUAAAGAGAGAUGAUGUGAGACGAGGAAUGGUCAUGUGCAAACCCGGUUCAAUCAAACCUCACCAGAAGGUCCAGGCCCAGGUUUACAUCCUCAGCAAAGAGGAAGGAGGACGUCACAAGCCUUUUGUCAGCAAUUUCUUACCCGUCAUGUUCUCGCUGACCUGGGACAUGUCGGUCAGAAUCACUCUACCCCAAGGAAAGGAAUUGGUUAUGCCAGGUGAGGACACCGGUCUAAUGAUGACCCUCCGGCAGCCUAUGGUCCUGGAAAAGGGUCAGCGGUUUACCUUGAGAGACGGAAACAAGACUAUCGGCACUGGAAUUGUAACAGACAUCCUGGAGAUGAAAAAAGAAGACGAGGAGGGGUGGAAUUAAUCCCUUCCCCCACACAUGAACUUAUCCGGGGGGGCAAGAGAUUAAUGAUUGCAAGACAAACAUCGGCUUGUUGUAGCACUUAUAACUCCUUCUGUCGUCCUGAUCUCCCCUACGUCCUGUGUAAUAUUCUCCUUAUCCCCAAUAAAGCAAGUGCUGCCCCCUGCUGGUUGUGGAGUUA
This is a messenger RNA of Rana temporaria (common frog), 1596 nucleotides long. RefSeq names its product Tu translation elongation factor, mitochondrial (gene TUFM). Lineage: Eukaryota; Metazoa; Chordata; Amphibia; Anura; Ranidae. Gene Ontology annotation, biological process: mitochondrial translational elongation. Gene Ontology annotation, molecular function: GTPase activity; GTP binding; translation elongation factor activity. The coding region runs from base 60 to 1418 and encodes 452 amino acids. Gene Ontology annotation, cellular component: mitochondrion. The record is from RefSeq and is a predicted model, not a curated record. The transcript has 11 exons.